AUGAGCGACUACGGCGAUGACUUUGACGAUGAUUAUGGUGACGAAUGGCUCUACGUCGAGGACGAGUACAUGCAAGCCGACGACCUAGCCGAACACGCAAUCGCAUCGCCGCCUCCGACCGCGUAUGACGAAGACAGACUCGACGAGUGGGACCGCUUCGACUACUUCAACGACCUCGAGUACGACUUCGAAGGCUACGACGACGCCAACUUUCAACCGCACAAUGGCGAGACAGGUCAGCCCAAGAUUGGCCAGAAGAGGAAGCGCGGUGCUGUAGCAGGCCGCAGCAACAAAAAGCAGAGGCUUGUCAAUGGCGAGGGAGGACCGGAAGGGGACGUUGCGUGGCUGACCAACUCGCCCAUCAUAUGGCGCGCUCAGACAGAUAGAGGCGCCAAACCGAAGCCGUUGCCAGAGAAUGCUGAGCCAUAUGCGAUUUUGAAGGACUGGAGGAAGCUGGCGAAGUCUCCGGGUUGGGCUCAAAAGCCCUCACAUACACCUUCAAAGGGACAUGCGCCGCAAACGGAGCUUGCGUCGCUGACCCCGAAGUCUCACAUCGAUGAGGGAGAGCAGGAAUGGGAAGACGAGGAGGUCAUGGAUGGGGAGAAUGAUGUUGGAGAAGAUCCAGGCAUCGAAGGAAUUGACCCCACUGCUUUAAUGGCUGCUCUACAAGCACGUCUUGGGUCCGCAGGCGGUCCUCUUAGCGGAAUGGAUCCCCAACAGCUGCUUCAAUUCGCCUUGCGCAUGGCUAAUGACCAAGAUGCGGGCGACGAUAUCGCGGCUGAAUUGGCAGACGAGAUGCUGAAUCAGGGCGAUGACGAAGAGGAAGAUGAAGAAGCGGAGGCCAAUUUGGUGUCGUGGGUCUCGCAGCAGCGCAAUGGCAACAAUAAUGAUACUUCUGCAUCCUCCGAUGCAAAGGCGACGACCGAUGAGACCAUGCUCGACGCCCAUUCCGAGAAGACCAGUGCUCCCAAAGUCAAACAGCAGCCCCACAGCUUGGAAAUCAAGCAGAGAUCUCGCAAGCGGAAGGCCGACAGUCCUGCUCACACUCCAGCUGCCUCACCGAAGAAACGUGCUACGAAGUCGUUAGAGGUACCGACUGCGGCAAGUUCAGCCAAAUCAGCUCCUGCAAAGACCACACGGAGUGGACGUGUUCGACGAUGA
Messenger RNA from Didymosphaeria variabile, 1161 nucleotides. RefSeq lists its product as uncharacterized. Lineage: Eukaryota; Fungi; Ascomycota; Dothideomycetes; Pleosporales; Didymosphaeriaceae. The record is from RefSeq and is a predicted model, not a curated record. The coding region runs from base 1 to 1161 and encodes 386 amino acids. The transcript has a single exon.